AUGGCGUUGUGGUGUGAGAACAUGGCGUUGCCGCCCCGUGUCCUUGUCGCUCCCCGCCCUUCUGGUGCCAAUGGUCAAGGGAAUAUUCUAUUACUUCGCCAUCCAAAACUAGAAGAAGAAACACAGUAUCUGUUCACUGACGGCCAACUUCAUGAAUUCAAUUGGUUUAAGGAGCGUUAUGGUUCUUGGUUCCUGGGAGAUUAUGUCUGUGAAGAUGGUAGCAUUUACUAUUGCACACUUGUUGACCCCAUCUUUGUUCUUCUACCACUUUUCGAAGCUGCACGUAUGUCGAACGGUAAGGAUCUGGGAAAAUUCAGACAGUUGGAUGAAAUUUUAUACAUCGAAGGUUAUCCUGGAUAUCAGCACCUCAUGAGUAUAGCAGGAAAGCAUAUGGAACUGGUUUGUGAAGUUAAAGAAGUUGCUAAUAUGAAGUUCUUCAGGCUAGAUGAUUCCAAGGUCUUAACUUGGAUGUGCUGUAAGGUACACAGUAUAAAAGAGGCUAUCUCCAAGUUAGGUAAAAAUUAUGCUGCUCAAGGAGAAAGAGAACUGUUAAAGGAGGCUGUCCAAAUAAUUCGUGAAAACCUGAAGGAUGAACCGUGGCUAAUGGUACUCUGCAAGAAAUUGCAGUUAGACAUCAGUGAGAUAAAUGAUAUGGCCAAAACCAAUGACACGUCAUUUUGUGCUGAUAGUUCUCCGGUACCUGCUCCAGCUCGUCCCUCAGAGGGGGGUGUAGGAAAUAGCAGUGCCAAGUCAAGCAAAGGGAGGCCUGCAAAGAAACUGAAGCCUGAGGUAGGAUCAAAGAACAUAAAAGACAUGUUCCGAAGGGUGACAAGGAGUGGGACAUAA
Triticum turgidum subsp. durum (durum wheat) is the source of this 846-nucleotide messenger RNA. Lineage: Eukaryota; Viridiplantae; Streptophyta; Magnoliopsida; Poales; Poaceae. The record is from the annotation of a GenBank genome assembly.